ACGGUCACCAUAAAUUGGCAACACUGGCCCCGGUCUGAAAUAAGCCAAUUUGUAUUUAAGCCCAUUUAUCUGAGUUAAAAGCCAGCUCGGGAUUAACAGGUGAUUCAUUCAGUAUGCCCACCAUUGGAGUUAAACGGGAUCUGCUCUUCGAGGCGCUCGGCAAGACGUACACCGAUGAUGAGUUCCAGGAUCUCUGCUUUGCCUUCGGUUUGGAGCUGGACGAAGUGACCACGGAGAAGCAGAUGCUGACCAAGGAACAGGGCGAUGUGGCAGCGGCGGCCAAUGCCAGCGAGGAGAUCAUCUACAGAAUCGACAUACCCGCCAAUCGUUAUGAUCUGCUCUGUUUGGAGGGUCUGGUCACGGGUCUGCUGGUGUUCCAGGGAAAACUCAAGCCGCCUAAGUUCCAAUUUGUGGAGCCGGCCAAGAGGCAGGUGCUGAAGAUUGACCCUUCGACGGCGCAGAUCCGUCCCUACGCCGUGGCCGCUGUGCUUCGGAACGUGACUUUUACGCAGGCCUCCUACAACAGCUUCAUCGAUCUGCAGGACAAGCUGCAUCAGAACAUCUGCCGCAAACGUACGCUAGUGGCUAUCGGAACGCAUGAUCUGGACACCCUACAGGGACCCUUCAGUUACGAGGCUCUGGCGCCGGAUCAAAUCAAGUUCAAGCCACUUAACCAAACCAAGGAAAUGACUGGCAGCGAGCUUAUGGAAUUCUACUCCACGCAUGCGCAGCUGAAGCAAUAUCUGCCAAUCAUUCGGGAAUCACCGGUUUACCCAGUGAUCUACGAUGCCAACCGUGUGGUGCUUUCACUGCCGCCCAUCAUCAACGGUGAUCAUUCCAAGAUCUCGCUGAAGACCAAGAACGUGUUCAUCGAGUGCACGGCCACGGAUAGAACGAAGGCGAAGGUGGUGCUGGACACCAUUGUAUGCCUCUUCUCCGAGCACUGCGCCCAGAAGUUUACCGUGGAGCCGUGCGAUGUGGUGCAACCCGAUGGCAGUGUGAUCUCCUAUCCGGAACUGGAUGUGCGCGAGGAGCGGAUAUCGGUGAAGCGCGCCAAUGCCUAUAUUGGCAUCGAUGAGCCGGCGGAAAAGCUCGCAGAUAUGCUGACGCGCAUGUAUCUGGAGGCCAAGGUCGAUGGCGACUCGCUGGUGGUUAAGAUCCCGCCCACUCGUCACGACGUGAUCCACGCGUGUGACAUCUAUGAGGACGUGGCUAUUGCCUACGGCUACAACAACAUUAAGAAGUCGCUGCCUGCAUUCAUGCAAAUAGCCAAGCAAUUCCCACUGAACAAACUGACCGAGCAACUGCGCGAACAGGUGGCCCAGGCGGGCUUCACCGAGGCGCUGACCUUCACGCUCUGCUCACGGGAUGACAUUGGACGCAAGCUGAACAAGAACAUCGACGCCCUGCCGGCCGUGCACAUAGGCAAUCCCAAGACCCUGGAAUUCCAAGUAGUGCGCACGACCCUAUUGCCCGGUCUUCUCAAGACGCUGGUGGCCAAUCGAAAGAUGCCGCUGCCACUGAAGCUCUUCGAGAUCAGCGACGUGGUGGUUGCGGAUGAGAGCACGGAAGUUGGUGCCCGCAAUGAGCGAAGGGUGUGUGCUGUAAACUGCAAUAAGACCGCCGGCUUUGAGGUAGUCCACGGCCUGCUAGAUCGCGUGAUGCAAUUGCUCUCUGUGCCCUGGAAAUCGGCUAGCGGCACCAAGGGAUAUUACCUUCAGGCUACAGAGGAUCCCAGCUACUUCCCCGGUCGCUGUGCUAAUGUGAUGUACGACGGUGUUGUCAUCGGCAAGAUUGGGGUUUUGCAUCCCACAGUGCUGCAAGCCUUCGAGCUGACCACGCCCUGUUCGGCGGUGGAGUUCACCAUUGAGCCUUUCGUCUAAAAGAUUGAAGCGAUUUGUUCAACAUUUUCUAAGAAAAGUUCACAAAUAAAUUAUCACAAAUUAAUAAAUAAA
Molecule: messenger RNA, 1955 nt
Organism: Drosophila sechellia
Lineage: Eukaryota; Metazoa; Arthropoda; Insecta; Diptera; Drosophilidae
Gene: beta-PheRS
Product: phenylalanine--tRNA ligase beta subunit
Exons: 5
Coding region: 114-1883 (589 amino acids)
Biological process (GO): phenylalanyl-tRNA aminoacylation
Cellular component (GO): cytoplasm; phenylalanine-tRNA ligase complex
Molecular function (GO): phenylalanine-tRNA ligase activity; RNA binding; ATP binding
Source: RefSeq, a predicted model, not a curated record